Triticum aestivum (bread wheat) is the source of this 666-nucleotide messenger RNA. RefSeq lists its product as uncharacterized. The transcript is spliced from 2 exons. Bases 62 to 400 code for a protein of 112 amino acids. The record is from RefSeq and is a predicted model, not a curated record. NCBI's taxonomy places the organism in Eukaryota, Viridiplantae, Streptophyta, Magnoliopsida, Poales, Poaceae.
AACCCGCAAUCCUUUAUUCAGAAAAAAGCGUCUUCCUCUUAUCCAUACCGCCCAUUCUCUCAUGCGCCGGCGGCCGCUGCACCUCGGGCGGGAGGAUGAAGAGGAGAUGGGGCGCGGUGCUCCCCUCCUGGUUCGGUGCACGAGGGAAGGAGGAGGGAUCUACUCAAGACGGGAGCUGAGGCCGGCGGCGCCCUCUACGCAAGCCUCAUCGGCGGUUCGGCGGGAGAGCUCCGACCCGUCCAUAGGUGCGGGGACGCAGAUCCACGUCGCCAUCCUAUAUAAGAACCAGAAGCCGAGAUGCAAAUAUGCAAUUAAACACAGAACCUUUAUGUGGUCUGAACAAGAUGAACAACAUGAGAGAAUGGAGCGGGAAUCGGAAUCGAAUGGAAAGCAGAGUUAGCGGCUCAGAUCAACGACAUGAACUGCUCAAUUUUCCCUAUUGUAUUAGCCCAAGGAUGGAGUAUCUUUAUCCUGCUCUCGCUAGUGGGAUACGAAAGGCGCUCUUCCAUCCAAUUCCUCGACCCGGUCAACCCAAGUACAUUGCAAAUGGUGUUUGAUUGUAGCGAAGCAUCAUUGAAUUAAAUGUAUUCAUGAGUUAUAAAUGUUAUUACUAAUCUUAUAGAGUUGGAACUUGGAAUGUCAUUAAGAGAAUUUCCAUUUCUGGAA